Trifolium pratense (red clover) is the source of this 876-nucleotide messenger RNA. RefSeq lists its product as uncharacterized. The record is from RefSeq and is a predicted model, not a curated record. The transcript is spliced from 3 exons. Lineage: Eukaryota; Viridiplantae; Streptophyta; Magnoliopsida; Fabales; Fabaceae. The coding region runs from base 1 to 690 and encodes 229 amino acids.
AUGGCGACUCAGUCUUUUCUUUCAAUUCCUUCUCUCAAGUUUCGGGCGAAGCCAUUUCAAUGUCAACCUUGUUAUUUCCGUAGACGGCCAGAAGUUUAUCUUCCGCAUCAAACAAGUUCUAUUCGUACCACUUCAAUUAAAGCAUCGUUGGCAGACCAUAAUGAGCCUAUUGAGUUUAAGAUGCAGAUUGUGGUCACGAAGGAAAAACACGAAGAAGAAGAAGAAGAAGCAAUGCCAAACGCAGUUCAAGAAUUUACUUGGAGAAAAGCUCUGCAUACACUUCUAGAUGGACUUCAACUUCUUGUAAAGUGGUUACUUUUUCUAAAUUUCUUCGUUACCUUUUUCGCUACUAUAUAUUUGUUCUCAGUAAAUCGCGAACUAGUAAUUCCCGUUGGCCUCUUUGGUGGCUGCGUUGUGGCUCAUUUCAUGAAAGAGAUAUCGCUAGAAUGGUUUCAUCGAUCCGAGGAGAAUGCUUUGAAAUGGAUUCGUUUGGGCUUAUGUGGCUUUUUUGUGUUGGUCAAGUUUAUAUCGACAUCGUUACCAGAAGAACCGAAGCAUUUUUUUUAUUCUGUUGGAAUUGGUGGACUACUGCAGCUACUCUGGUAUUGGAGAAAUUUUCUGAAAGAUGCAAAAAAAAGACAACAAGAAACGAAUACAACGUACAGCUUCCAAUUUUCUACAGAUAUGUAGGUGGUGUGGUUGGGUUAAUCUUUUGAACUUGUUUAAUCCAUCAUUCAUUAGUUUAUCAUACAACAACUAACUGCUUUCAAUCAUCUUCUUCAUAUGAACUUGUUUUAUUUAUUCCCUUCUUAUUCAAGUUGAUGAAACAAACUCAAUGUUGCAAUUUAUGAGCAUUAUUCAUGUAACCAUAUAUGU